GCAAGCUGCCCUACAGCUGCAGUGCUUGCUGGCUAGGGUAGGCUUCUGUUCAUGCUGCUGCUGAGCCAACGCGGCCGUCCUCAUCCUGUUCCUGUCAUCCAUCCACUCUCUCUCCUCUCCCUCCCUCCCUCCUCUCCUCUCCUCUCCUCUCGUCUCUCUCUCUCUCUCGUCGCUAUUGGCUAGUUCGCGCGUCUUGUUCCAUAAAUAGGAGUAGUAGGCAGUUCCUCGCUGGUCCUUUGCGCAAAAGAGUACUCUCUCCCUCCUACCACACACAGCCUCCGGACUGCUCCGGACGCGCGCCUCAGAUCUACUCCAACACCUCCGCAGCGGCGGCGCCCGCGGGUGGAGGAGCAGGAGAGGCGGCGCCAUGGUCGGGACCGGGAAGAGGGAGCGGAUAGCGAUACGGAGGAUCGACAACCUGGCGGCCAGGCAGGUGACCUUCUCCAAGAGGCGGCGGGGCCUGUUCAAGAAGGCCGAGGAGCUCUCCAUCCUCUGCGACGCCGAGGUCGGCCUUGUCGUCUUCUCCGCCACCGGCAAACUCUUCCACUUCGCCAGCUCCAGCAUGAAGCAGGUAAUCGAUCGGUACGACUCUCAUUCCAAGACUCUCCAGAGGUCCGAACCGCAGUCGUCUCAACUGCAGUCACAUAUGGAUGACGGCACUUGUGCAAGGCUAAAGGAGGAACUUGCUGAAACAAGCCUUAAGCUCAGGCAGAUGAGAGGAGAGGAGCUCCAGAGGCUGAGCGUCGAACAGCUGCAGGAGCUCGAGAAGACCCUCGAAUCCGGCCUCGGCUCUGUACUCAAAACCAAGAGCCAAAAAAUCCUUGACGAGAUCAGCGGUCUGGAAAGAAAGAGAACGCAGCUGAUCGAGGAGAACUCAAGGCUGAAGGAGCAACUGCAGGUGACACGGAUGUCGAGGAUGGAGACGCAGCUUGGCGCCGAUCCAGAGUUCGUGUACGAGGAAGGGCAGUCGUCUGAAUCCGUGACGAACACGUCCUAUCCGCGCCCGUCCACCGACACCGACGACUGCUCCGACACAUCGCUCAGGCUCGGGCUACCACUCUUCAGCUCCAAGUGACGGAGAUUUGACAUGUCCGGUAGCGGAGCGGUGCCGAUUGCUUGCCCUUCUCCACUCUAGAUAGGUCUGGAUUGGGGGAGAGCAAGCACUGCUGGAUCGGGAAGACCCAAGUGACCAACGCGUCGCAUCAGAAUAAGGCAUUUUGAGUGCUGUAUGAUGUGUGUAUUCUGGCUCUGAAAGUGAGACCUGCUUUUGUUAUAAUACAUACAUACAGGCAGCAUGGCAAUACGUGACGGGGUAUCCGCUGCCUGCAGUCCGUGACCUGUCUGUCGUCUCUGUUUCUAGUACCCGUAUAAUCACCCUGCAAUUACCUGCAGCUGGUCAUCGUUAGGAGAAACUCCAGUCCAUGCAAAUGAACUCCCAGCACUUGUGCUCUUCGCGA
Zea mays is the source of this 1457-nucleotide messenger RNA. Its product is annotated as MADS-box transcription factor 47. The transcript is spliced from 9 exons. Gene Ontology annotation, cellular component: nucleus. The record is from RefSeq and is a predicted model, not a curated record. The coding region runs from base 368 to 1075 and encodes 235 amino acids. Gene Ontology annotation, biological process: positive regulation of transcription by RNA polymerase II. Gene Ontology annotation, molecular function: RNA polymerase II transcription regulatory region sequence-specific DNA binding; DNA-binding transcription factor activity; protein dimerization activity. NCBI's taxonomy places the organism in Eukaryota, Viridiplantae, Streptophyta, Magnoliopsida, Poales, Poaceae.